Phacochoerus africanus (Common warthog) is the source of this 461-nucleotide messenger RNA. It is a transcript of the gene UBL5, whose product is annotated as ubiquitin like 5. Gene Ontology annotation, molecular function: protein binding; protein tag activity. The record is from RefSeq and is a predicted model, not a curated record. NCBI's taxonomy places the organism in Eukaryota, Metazoa, Chordata, Mammalia, Artiodactyla, Suidae. The coding region runs from base 127 to 348 and encodes 73 amino acids. Gene Ontology annotation, biological process: protein modification process; mRNA splicing, via spliceosome. Gene Ontology annotation, cellular component: cytoplasm; nucleus. The transcript has 5 exons.
AGGGCCACGGCUUCCGGCCGAGCACUUCCGCUUCCGGUUCUUAGCGUCGACUCUGUCCCAGGCUCUACCUUCCAGCGAAGAGGUUGUGGCGUCUGCUGGUUCCAGGCGAUUCUUGCUCCAAACAGGAUGAUCGAGGUUGUUUGCAACGACCGUCUGGGGAAGAAGGUCCGCGUUAAAUGCAAUACGGAUGACACCAUCGGGGACCUUAAGAAGCUGAUUGCAGCCCAAACUGGCACCCGUUGGAACAAGAUCGUAUUGAAGAAGUGGUACACGAUUUUUAAGGACCACGUGUCUCUGGGGGACUAUGAAAUCCAUGAUGGGAUGAACCUGGAGCUUUAUUACCAAUAAAGCAGAAUUCCUUCCCCCCCUGCCUUGCCCUUCUCUCUUCUCCUACCCUCACCCCCCACAAUAGUGUGGCUGCUUGUUUUUGAAAACUCAUGUUAAUAAAAACUUAGAGGCUA